UAUCGUCUAAAGCGCACUGGCUUCUCUCGGUGCAUCUAUUUGUUCGAAGAGUGUUCAGUAAUGCGAAAUCAACGAAUUUCUUUCGAGACUCUCUUGCAAGCUAUCGCGAAUACUCAGAUUCUUGAUGGCUUUGACAUAGUGACUAGUAAAAAUGCAACUAAUACUGUGCACUUGCUGGCUGCUAUGACUCGAGCUUUAAAAGCCUCACAAAUCGCCUUGAGUUUGUAA
Molecule: messenger RNA, 228 nt
Organism: Protopolystoma xenopodis
Lineage: Eukaryota; Metazoa; Platyhelminthes; Monogenea; Polystomatidea; Polystomatidae
Source: the annotation of a GenBank genome assembly